Messenger RNA from Amphiprion ocellaris (clown anemonefish), 2030 nucleotides. It is a transcript of the gene mcoln2, whose product is annotated as mucolipin TRP cation channel 2. Bases 84 to 1748 code for a protein of 554 amino acids. The record is from RefSeq and is a predicted model, not a curated record. The transcript has 14 exons. NCBI's taxonomy places the organism in Eukaryota, Metazoa, Chordata, Actinopteri, Pomacentridae. Gene Ontology annotation, molecular function: NAADP-sensitive calcium-release channel activity. Gene Ontology annotation, cellular component: membrane.
GGAAUCUGCGCGUUCACGCGGCAGAACCUGAACUUCUCUGUCGGUCCUGGAACGAGCUGCCGAUCAGCUGGAGGUGAUCGAUCAUGGAGUUAUUGGUUCGAUAUCUGGAGAGGAGCAACUCUAUCAGCUCUGUUAUGACUCAGGAUGUUAUCAAGGAGCAGAACCUCAGAGAUGACCUCCGGUAUUACUUCAUGAGUCCGUGUGAGAAGUACCGGGCCCGGCGGACCAUCCCCUGGAAGAUGGGAGUCCAGAUCCUGAAGAUCGUCAUGAUCACCACUCAGCUCGUCUUGUUUGGCCUCAACAACCAGCUGGUGGUUUCCUACAAGGAGGAGAACACGAUGGCACUCAAACACCUCUUCCUGAAGGACUACAGCGGCGUGGACGAGGAUGAAUACAGCGUCGCCGUCUACACCCAGAGUGACGUCUAUGACAGCCUCUACUACGUCCUGGACCAGUACAGCCAGCUCGGCCAGCUCUCUGUGGGUCCCAUCAGUUACGCUGAAGAUGAAGAUGGGAAUCUGCUGCCGCUGGUUGUCUGUAAGGAAUAUUACCGGAGGGGCAGCGUGGAUCCUUCAGACGAGACGUACGACAUCGACGCCCAGCUGGAGACCGUUUGCAUGUCACACGAUCCAGUGACUGCAAACCACUGGAGAACCCAGAAUUCUUCCUUUUUUCAGUUGGACUUUUACAGACUUGUUGACAUCAAAUUAACCUUCCAGCUGAAGGGAAUCAACCUGCAGACGGUCCGAUCGCGGGAGCUACCAGACUGCUACUCCUUCUAUGUGACGAUAACAUUUGAUAACCAGUGUCACAGCGGAAAGGUGAAAAUAUUCCUGGAUAUAGAUGCUAUGAGCAGCGCCUGCCGAGACUGGAAGAUAUCUGGGACAGCUCAUAAGAACACUCACUAUCUGCUGGUGUUCGACGGCUUCGUCAUUCUGGUUUGCAUAACGUCGGCCGUGUUGUGCACACGCUCCAUCGUACUGGCCGUCAGGUUACUCCAGAGAUUUGCACAAUUCUUCCAGGAGAACUUCAACCGUAAAGUGUGUGAAGAGGACCAGGAUGAGUUCCUGAACGGCUGGUACGUGAUGGUUAUCAUCAGCGACCUCAUGGCCAUAGUAGGAUCCAUACUGAAGAUGGAGAUACAGGCAAAGAGUUUAACCAGUUAUGACGUGUGCAGCAUCUUCCUGGGAACGUCGACUUUACUGGUGUGGGUCGGAGUCAUCAGAUAUCUGGGAUACUUCCAGAAAUAUAAUGUCCUGAUUUUGACCAUGAAGGCAGCGUUCCCCAAAGUCCUGCGGUUCUGCUGCUGUGCCGGUAUGAUCUACCUGGGAUACACCUUCUGUGGAUGGAUCGUCCUCGGACCAUACCAUGAGAAGUUUGAAGGUCUGAGUCGAGUAGCCGAGUGUCUCUUCUCCCUUCUGAACGGAGACGACAUGUUCACCACCUUCGCCCAGCUGAAGGACACCAACACUCUGGUGUGGCUCUUCAGCAGAGCUUAUCUCUACUCCUUCAUCUCCCUCUUCAUCUACAUGGUGCUGUCGCUCUUCAUCGCCCUCAUCACCGAUGCCUACGAGACCAUCAAGAACUACCAGAAGGACGGCUUCCCGCUGACGGACCUGCAGAAGUUCCUCAGAGAACAGGCAGAUUUCCCAGUGGUGGAGGAGGACAGCCGGACAGACGCUGGACAGUCGGUUCUCUGCUGCUGCCGGCGAGUUCCAGUAAACGACGAGGCGAUCCUGAUCAGCUGAUGGCGUCCAGAUGAGACGGUUUAAGGAGGAGAGGAUGGAAACCAGAAGAAGAUUCAGCUGCAAAAUCCUGGAAAGUUUAUUGACUAAGAAUCAGUUCCUUUCUCUGGACGUGGAACUGAGACUGAAGCUGGAACUAAAACCAGAAGGUUUCUGGUGUUCAUCUUCAUCUGUUGGAACUCUGGAGGAUUUUAAGAUUUGCACAAACCAAAGAACUGGAUUCAGUGUUUUCUGAACCCUCGACUUGUAAUUUAUUUGUUGUAGUAAAAAUAAUCUUUUCAAUUA